Molecule: messenger RNA, 4427 nt
Organism: Styela clava
Lineage: Eukaryota; Metazoa; Chordata; Ascidiacea; Stolidobranchia; Styelidae
Source: RefSeq, a predicted model, not a curated record
GUUACUGUACUUCAUAUUGUUAUGAAAAAAUCGCUUUUCUCUUUGAUUAGGUUUCGUACAGGAGCAAUUGCUUCAAAAUUUUCGUUUGAAGUUCUGCUAAUUUGUUGUUAUUUCUGUACGGUAUCUCUGCUCGCCCGAUCUAUUGCAGUAUUUAAUAUGGUACUGUACUCUGUCAGUCCUACUGCAGUACCGUACUGUCUGACUGUUGUCAAAUUAUAUUCUCUUUUAGUACUUUCUACUUUUUCAGGUAUUAGUUGAAUAUUAUUUUAGUUCCAUUUGGAAAUAUUUUGCGAAGAGUUACAAGUUAGUUACUAAUAUAGCUGUAUUGCCUGCAUAGAAACUGACAAAAUACCGUACAUAUCAUAACUCGUAACUAAUAUACCUAUUUUUUACAUCAGCUUUCUAUUUUAAACCAGGCUAUCUACAUCUUUUUCUUUUUCACUGUUUCAGCGUAUAAAUACAGAAUACUGAGACAAUAACAUUUUUAAGUCUGUCAGACAAUCGUAGUCCAUUGAUAUAUAUAUAUGUUAUUGUGAAUUUAAAUUUGUUGUGGUUGCUGCUGGAUUACCAAUUGCCGUUUUUAUGACUUCAAAAUGCCAAUGGAGGAUAACAAUGAUAAUCAAAGAGCCAAAUUGUACAGGAAUGGGACCUCAGAUAAGAUCAUCACCUCCGAGACAACCAAAUGCACCAGGACAGCGAAUAGGGCCACAACUUGUUGCAUCACAUAGAGCACCAAAUGCAAACCAACCCACCGGAAAGCCAGUGAGACCAUUUCACAAACUAAGGAAACCGAAUCCAAGAUUUGAACAAAGGUAUGUACCAAGAACCAGAUUUAGAGUUCAUGAAAAGCCCAUCCGACCAUUAUUUGGAAAGAAUAGAAUAUAUAUUAAUCCAAAAUUAGCAUCAUCAAGUUCAAAAAAUAUUAAGGUGCAAUCUGAAGAUAUCACAAAAUCUAAAGAAGUUGAAGAAAAGAUUAUUGCUGAUAAAGCCGAGCCCAAGGUUAUUGGAACUUCUACUAACACUUAUGAACCAAAUUUGGAAAUAAGGAAGAAUGAAAAUAGUGUUAAAUGUCAAAAAGAACUAAAGAACAGUAAUGUACCUCAAAAAGACGAUCUUGGUAAAAAUAUUUCUGUAUCCAGUGGAAAUGAUAUUGAACAUUCAAAUGCCUACUUGGAACACAUUAAAAAAUUGAAAGGCAUUAAAAUGUCAUCAGCAGUCAGCAUGAUUAGCGAAUCUAAAAAUUUGAAACAUGAAUCAGUUUUCCAUGAAGAAACUACAAAAGAAUCAAGUGUUAAACAUACUCAAAUACUACAAAUAUCCCAAGCUUCCACAGUUUUCAAAGGUAAAUGUAUUGUUGUCAACAAAACAUCUACAUGUACUCUAACUAAUCAAGAUGAAAUUCCAGAUUCUAAAUUUCAUCCUGAUAUAUCAACUGGCAUUAAAAUGUCAUCCGCAGCCAACAUGAUUAGCGUUACUAAAAAUUUAGAACAUGGAUCAGUUUCCCAUCAAGAAACUACGAAAGAAUCGAAUAUUGAUCAUACUGAAAUAGCACUAGUAUCCCAAGCUUCUAGAGUUCUCGAAGGUGACUGUAUUGUUCUUAACAAAAAAUCUACAUGCACCCAAACUAAGCAAGAUGAGGUACAUGAUUCUAAAUCCCAACCUGGUGUAUCGACUGAGAGUGUUGUUAAUAAAUCUACUGAUUCAAAUGAACUAUAUACAGAGCCUAUUAGUAAAGUACCAAAAUCUGAGCAAUGCUCUAAUGAAGCCCUUUCUAAGCCUUUGAUGCCUUUAAUCAAGCCUGAAGUAUCUGAUUUUAACUCCACUGUAAAGACGUCUGUAAAAAUUGAAAAAAAUAUUACAGAUAGUAUUGAACCCGUUCAAUUUACUGCUGUAAAACAAGCUAGUCGUAAACCUGGUAAAGUGGCAAACUCUGUAGAAAAAUCAGAUUCUAAGCAUCGUGAUUCUGAUAUAAUUGCGCAACCUUUCGGUACCAUACUUAAACAGCGUGUGAAAGGUGAUCAAGAACCAAUAGUAUCUCAUACAGAAACAUUACCUUAUGAUGAAAAGGAGACAUAUGAAAAUGAAGAUAUGCCAACACCAGAUGAUGAUGACGGUGAAUUUGUUACAUUGGAUAGUUGGGAUAAUAAUGACACUUCUAAAUCUACGACGAGACGUAAGGCAUCUGAUUUUUUCGAUGAGGAUAAAGAUAAACGAAUCGGACCAGUAUGGGAGAAUGUACCCAAAGGAAAGAAAAUUAAUUUAAGAGGCAUUUUAAAAAGAAAAACUGAGGAUAAUAAACAAAACUUAGUAGUCACUGUAAAAUCCCCUGCAAUUUUGGAUAAAACGAGACCCAUUACUCCUACAAAAAGAGUAAAACCCACGAUCCGCCAAUUUGAGACUGAACCGAAUUCUAUGGUUGCUGUACCAUCCAUAGAACAUGGUCAAGAUUUACAAGCCGAAAUGCGCUUGGACAAUGCAAUGGCGGCAGGAUUGGAAUUUAUCAAUCCAAUUUCAGGUUAUCAUUGCUUACUGUGUCAUUCGUUUUAUCCAGAUUAUCCAACCGCAUUGCACCAUUGUACUCUGUUGACUCAUAAAAUGAAAGUAUUGAACGAGCAAAAAAAAAGUAGUGAAAACUUUCAAAAUCCUAAUCAAAUUCAUACAAUAAGUCCAAUGAAUCCUAAUUUAAUUCAAAUUAAUCAACAUGAUUGAGAUGAUAUUGUCAAUUUCUUUGAUCAACUUUUUCUACAGUUAAUAACUUAUCAUAAUUGAUGAUACAUAAUAUGAUGGUGUUAACAUUGUCAGUGAAAAAGUUGGUUUAAAUUUUCCCGUUUUGUCACUGGGAAUAAAUUUCUUUCAAUCCCACUGUGUAAUGGAUGUUUUCCCAAGCAUUGAUUUUUUUUCCAUAACAAAAACCUAUCAGCAAUGAGUGAACGAUGGCGUAGUAUUCGCAAUUUUUGUAGCCACUUAGACACUUCUUUCGCUCAGACUAAAAUGCAAGCAUCGUUUUGAACAUUGCCUUGUCUUUGUGGUUUUGCAUGUUAUUUGUCAGUUCUCAGUUGUGUUUCCAAAAAAUAGUUUUAAAUCUUAUAACAUAAUUAUCAUUAUAGAUUCCGAUGAGCUUUAGUUUGGUCAUAACAUUCAGAAAUUCGCAAUAAAUUUUCCUCAAUAAAAAGGAUGGUAAACCAGUUUGUGAGCGCCGACUUUCGAAAACAGUCUCUAAAAUAAGCAUCAAAAUUUUUGCAAUCGUAAAGCAUGUAGUCAACUCCUCUGGGAUAAAUAUGUUCGUUGUCAUAAUUAAAUUUUCUAAUCUUUCCUGAGAUUUAUCUGAAUUUGAAAUAAAGGCACCUGUCCAGUGGGUGGGAUAGCCUUCAUUUUCAAGUAUUUUGAGAGAGAAAAUCUAAUCAUGUGCAGUUCUUAUAUUGUGUUACUGCACACACAUACUACAAAUAAUACAUUCUCAUGAUUAUGACAUGUCAUUCAGCGGAAAUAAUUUUCCUACUUAUUAUGAGAUAAUCUAAGAUAUAGAUUCAAUAAUCUCUACCGGUCACUAAAUCUUGUUUUUGUAGGCCAUCGGAGAUAUAAUAAAAAUUAUGCUGUAAUUUCCUAGUUAGAAAUUAAAUUUAUGGUAAAUUUGACUGAAAAUAACCUAGCCUAUUUAUUAUUUAUAGCACAAACAGUUUUUAUUGUUCGCUUACUCUGCAUAGUAUGUUAUCUCUACCCCCUCAAAAAGCUACUCAAAAAACUAUUAUUCUUGCAUGAUCACUUCCAUAUACCUUUCUGGGUUAUGUGGAUUUAAUGACCGUAAACUGCUUCUGAUAUCUCAUAUCAGUCAAGCGGUGGUAACAACCAUAAUUAAUAACCAUAACGUAUAAUUCACAACAAUAAUUCCAUACAGCUUUGGUAACCAUUGGCGUUUCAUUUUUCGCUCAUUACUUUAAUCAGAUAUAAAUCUCUUUUUCUUCUAAGUAAGGGAUAAGCAAAUUCUCUUCAAGAAAAAAAGAACGCUUAGUAAAUUUAUUUUAAACAAAAUAAUUGCCAAUUUCCUUUAAACCCUUUGGUUUCAAAUUUUAGUUCCUGUAAAUUUUGAACUCGUCUAUAUUAGUUGAAUUAAAUAACCCCGAAACCCAUGAAAAAGCCUGCAUUGGACACUCUUUUUUUAUUGCAGAAAUUCCUGCCAAAAUUUCGCAUAUAUACCGGUAGGCUAUAUAUUUCAGAGCACGCGUAUUACAGUAAUAAAAUAAAAUAGUAGACCCUGAAAUAUUCAUGUAAGAAAACCAUACGUAUAAUAGGACAUAUGAGUGUUCUGAUAAUAUACUACAAACAUUCUAAUUAUUAAUUAUUACAAACAAGUAUUUUUGGGGAUUUGUGGCAUUCUAUAAAAAAUGUACGCCGGUACACAGUUUAAUUCUGUAACUAUUAGAUAAGUA